GUGUGUGUGUGUGUAUGCACGUAUGCGUGUAUGAAUGUGUGUGUAUGUGUGUGUGUGGACCCCGCAGUGUGAACCCGCUCUGCAGCUCCGUGCCGCUUCCCAGCAUGGGCGACAAGAAAAGCCCAUCCAGGCCAAAAAGACAAGGCAAGCCCUCUGCAGACGACGGACUGUGGGACUGUAGCGUCUGCACGUUCAAAAACAGCGCGGAGGCUUUCAAAUGCAGCAUAUGUGAUGUGCGCAAAGGCACAUCUACCAGGAAACCUCGGAUAAACUCUCAGCUUGUGGCCCAGCAGGUAGCUCAACAGUACGCCACUCUUCCCCCAGCCAAGAAAGAGAGGAGGGACAGAUCUGACCGAGACCUGCCUGACGACGAUCACUACGAUAUGGACAACUCCGACUCGGACAGGCUGAGCAGUGUCCACCCUGACUCCGACCAGCCGGACAGACUGGGCCUGGAGAGCAGCCAGUCAGACAGAGGACACGUGCAUAAAGACAGGAGACAGGAGCGCGUUGGACUGGAUAAGCAUCAGCAGCUCCAUGUGGACAGGAGGCCUGAGAGACCAGGCCUAACCCAGGAGCUGCUGCAGCACGAAGCAGCGCAGAGGGAGAACCCACACAGAGAACUGAUGGACAAGCUUCAGCCGCAAAGGCAGCAAAUGGAUAAGGAUCAUCCGCAAACAGCGGGGGCUGGGAUGCAGCCGGCCGACAGGAUGAGGGCCGAGAAAGAGGGACUGAAGAAGGGCAAACUGGAGAGGACGAUGGCGGACAAACAGAAAGAGAGAGAAAAAGGUCUCGCGCCAAAUAAGAAACCUACAGCUAAGAAGAUGAAACCCAAGCUCACUCAUAAAGGACCUCCGAGCGAAAGAAACAGCACAAAGUCUGGCAAGUCAGUCACUAAGAGCAACAGAUCCCUCAUUUCAAGGCCUAAGCUGAAGAAUGUAGACCGGAGCUCAGCUCAGCAGUUAGCCAUAACAGUGGGCAAUGUGACUGUCAUCAUCACAGACUUUAAGGAGAAGACUCGUUCCUCCUCCACCUCCUCCUGCACUGUGACCUCCAGCGCUGGCUCCGAACAGCAGCAUCUGAGCUCCAGCUCCGAGAGCACGGAUAAGGGCUCCUCCCGCGCCUCCACGCCACGCCGAGACCUCUCCUCCGGACACAAUGAAGUCCUGUGACAGGGUGGAGGCCCAGAACCCUUACUCUCACCUUUACGAUGCACACAUAUAACUUAUACUCAUAAAAGGAUGAAGGAUCAUUGUCAUGCAUGGAGACCGUUUCCAUCUUGAUAUUCUGCCACAAGCUGCUCUGUGGUUUGACAGACAUUUCCCUGAGAGAACUGUAGAUUCAUAUUUCGUGGAGUCAGCAUUAUUGAGUGGAAGAAGUUGAAACCCACUGUAUAUGUUGAGCCUUAGAUCUCCGGUUUUGCAUAUUUGUUUUUUUUUCUCAACUGGAAAAGUCGCCCGUAUGGCUUAGAUGAUUCUCCAACACUCAUUCAAACAAUAUUUGAUGUAUAUGUUGGUUAGAAGGCUUCACAGUUGUGAGAGCACCAUAUUGUAGCACCGAGAGGCAGGCACUUGCUUUUUAUUUCUCCUAGUAAUCCCUGUAAACAUAGACUGCCACAAUAAGGACAAAUUAUACAUCACAUGGUAGUGAUAGUAACAUACAUUAGAAGUACAAACUAGGUGUGUCAAUUGGAAACAUUUUGGGGACAUUUUCACCUGGAAAAUGUUUACGUAUAAAUUAGAAUCAGUGGCACCAACAUUUAACAGCAUUUUCUAAAUACAACCCCAUUUCCGAAAAAGUUGAGACGCUGUGCAGAAUGUAAAUAAAAAUAGGAUGCAAUGAUAUGCAAAUCAUGUAAACCAUAUUUUUAA
Messenger RNA from Colossoma macropomum (tambaqui), 1871 nucleotides. RefSeq names its product RING1 and YY1 binding protein a (gene rybpa). Gene Ontology annotation, biological process: positive regulation of DNA-templated transcription. Gene Ontology annotation, molecular function: DNA binding; transcription coregulator activity. Lineage: Eukaryota; Metazoa; Chordata; Actinopteri; Characiformes; Serrasalmidae. Gene Ontology annotation, cellular component: nucleus. The transcript is spliced from 5 exons. The coding region runs from base 15 to 1172 and encodes 385 amino acids. The record is from RefSeq and is a predicted model, not a curated record.